AUGGACUUUUCUCAAUACAGAGCAUUUUCUGACGCAUUGACGCAAGAAUUAGCUUUGAUUCAAGGACCACCUGGCACGGGGAAAACAGUCAUCGCUUUGAAAAUUUUGGAGAUGUUCCUUAACAAUGGAAAUAUCUGGAGUAAACAACAAGUUGGACCAAUCAUUGUUUUGAGCUACACAAACCAUGCCUUAGAUCAGUUUCUUGAAGGCAUAAUACGAAUGUGGCUAGGUCUUUUCGCAGAUGACUUUCUCCCGAUACACACAGGGAACGAAGAGUAUGCUGUGGAAACCAACGACAUUCCCAUAAACAUAUGUAAAAAAGAAAGGGGUCAAGGGAUCGAAGACAUCGAACUUGAACAGCCGCAAUUAGAUGAUCAGAACCUGGAUCAGAAAUUGAAAAAACCAAUCAUUAUUGAAACAAAGGAAACAGAGAAGGACCUACGAAACGGGAUUAAAUGUUGGUCUUUGAUUGAACAAACGCACAAACAGGCAAUACUAAAGGAAGUAAAGCGCCGACUCAUGCUUACUAAACCUAUGUCGGUUGCAGAGGAAAAUCAAAUUAAAGACGUUUGGGAUCUAUCACAAGAGGAUCGAUGGCGCCUAUACACACUCUGGAUACAAAAAAUCCUCAACAUAUUGCAGCAGGAACUGAUGUCCGUCCAGAGGCGAUAUGAAAAUACUUGCGGCAAGUACAAAGAAUAUAUGCAUUUAGUGAAUGUUAACAUAUAUAAAAGUGCCAAAAUUGUGGCAAUGACGACUUCAAGAGCUGCUGCUGACCACGAAAUACUUCGUAGGAUUAACUCCAAGAUAAUGAUUAUUGAGGAAGCCGCAGAGGUUCCAGACCAUCAUAUCUUGGCAUGUUUACUUCCAUCACUUCAGCAUUUAGUGAUGAUUGGGGACAAUCAACAGCUCAGACCAUCCUACAACGAUUAUAAAACCGCAAAGCGUUAUGACUUAGACGUGUCCAUCUUUGAGCGUCUUGUUACAUCUGGACUUCCCUUUCAACAAUUACAGUUCCAGCACAGAAUGAGACCUGAAAUUUCAGAUUUGUUGACACCGUCUAUAUACAAAGAAUUACACAACCACGCCAGUGUUGUGGAGAUCGAGGACGUCCGUGGAAUGGAAAGAAACGUAUAUUUCCUUAAUCACAAUGUAAAGGAACAUGCAGAUUCUGAUAAGGACUUGAAGAGUCACAAAAACCAGCACGAAGUUGACUUCAUUGCAAAGCUUUACCGAUACUUGAGGCUGCAAGGAUACGGUAGUAGAGAUAUUACCGUGCUUACGACUUACAAAGAGCAAGAGAGGCUUCUGAAAAUAGCCAUUAGAGAUGUCGAGGAAACUGAGCAUUUCUAUGAAGUAACAUCAAACUCAUCGGGGAAUGAUAGAGAUAUUCCUGGUUCCAGUACAGCACAUCUUAAAAGUAGAUGUAAAUCACACACCACCACAGUACGUGAUGUAGACAAUGCCAUGCUAUUCUCAAAUAUGGCAAAGAAUAUCAUGGAAGACGAAAAUGCACGAGUCACAACAGUUGACAAUUUCCAAGGAGAAGAAAACAAAAUUAUAUUGCUGUCGCUUGUUCGAAGCAAUUCAAAGGGAAAUAUUGGUUUCUUGAGGGAAUCAAAUAGAAUUUGUGUUGCUUUAUCAAGAGCGAAAGCAGGUCUGUACGUUAUAGGUGAUUGCACAUUGCUACGGGAGAAAAAUGAUCUCUGGAGAAAGAUCCUUCAAAAGGCAGAUUUUAAGGGCAUUGUUGGGACAUCACUUACUCUUCGCUGCAGGAAUCAUCCCCAGAACAAAACAGAGGUUUCUCAUGCAAACGAUUUCCAAAACGUUGAAGAUGGAGGCUGCUCUUUGAAAUGUUCUGCCAGACUCGCGUGCGGUCAUUACUGUUUUCGAAAGUGCCAUACCUACGAUCCAAAUCAUAGCCAUCUACCGUGUUUGUCAUUUUGCCAAAAACUGUGUUCUUCAGGGCAUAAAUGUCAGUCCAAGUGUUUUGGAUGUCGUGAGAAAUGUUCCCCGUGUAUGUUCGAAGUGUCAAAGGUUUUACCAUUAUGUCGACACACUGUGAAGGUACCAUGCAGUGAAAUAGUUGAAGAAUUCCUCUGCACUGAACGUUGUGAACAAACACUACAGUGUGGACAUCAGUGUCAGCAAAAGUGUGGAUUCCCUUGUAAUACAAAUAAAAACUGCAAUGAACAAGUAAGAGUUAAAGCUGUAUGUGGACAUAUGGUUCAGACGGCUUGUCAUACUAAACAAAAUCCCAUCUGCAAAGUGAAAUGUUCCGAAAAAUUGGAAUGUGGCCACUUUUGUAAAGGUACUUGUCAAUCAUGCUUUGCAGGUGCCUUGCAUCAGAAAUGUCGCGAAAAGACUCAAUACAAACAGCAAUGCGGUCAUACCAUCAUCAUAGAUUGUAUUCUUUCAUACUGGGACCAAAAAUAUGAUGGAAACUUUUUGAAAUGUAGAAAGUCAUGUGAGUGGCGCUGUGAACACGAGGCAUGUGAAAAGAGUUGCGGAGAACCAUGCACUAGGCAACCAUGUAAUAUCCGAUGCUCCAAGAAACUCAGUUGUCGUCAUCUGUGUGAACUUUUAUUAUGUGAUCAUAACGGCGACCAUUGGUGUCGUAAGUGUUCGAGAGUAAACGUCAAUGGCGGCUUGAGGACAAAACGGGCAAACGUCAGAAAUCCGCAUCAUAUCAGAUUAAAACGUUGUGGAUGUGUUUUUGAAACCGAGGUUUUAGACAAUUAUUUGUUUUUGCGAGAUUAUACUGUCGUGGACGUGCCAAGAUGUCCAAACUGCCAAUUUGUGAUUACCGAUAUGCGCUAUUUCGGCUUCAUUCGAUACAUCCAAUGGUCAAGAUUCAACGCCGAGCUGGAUGCGGAUACAUUGCUUAACACUGAAAUAUUAAAUCGGUGUUGGAAACAAAAUGGAUAUCAAAACUACUGCUUCCCGAGAUGGUUUGAAUUACAACGACGACAAGAGGUUCGUAGUAGACAAUGUCACACAACCAAAAGUAUCGAACUGCAGGCAGAACUUUUCCAGUGUAUUUGUUCGAUGGACGAAGUUGCAAAACGUUACAAUUCUGAUGUUUCCUUUAAAUGGGACUGUUCAUUCAUAAUCGAUCAGCUUUGUGAACGGAUUAGAAGAGAUCAGAAUAUUUUUUCAGCCCAGGAACUCCGCGAACUAGCAUUAGUUCUUCCAAGAUUGGCAACGGCAUUGAAAAGUUGUAUCUUAAGAAGCAGAUUACAAUUUAAUCGAAAGACAGAGGAAAUAUGCUUCUAUUUAGAGAAGUGCGGGGACAUUUACAACAAAAAUUUUGUCACUCACACGGAGAGAGUAGAAACACUCGAACCUGGAAUAUUCGACAGAAUAGACCUUGGAAUGAAUAAUAACUUUGAUUCUUUGUAUACGGAUGCUGAAUUUGGCACAAGCAGAUUUUAG
Ylistrum balloti is the source of this 3435-nucleotide messenger RNA. Its product is annotated as NFX1-type zinc finger-containing protein 1-like. NCBI's taxonomy places the organism in Eukaryota, Metazoa, Mollusca, Bivalvia, Pectinida, Pectinidae. The record is from RefSeq and is a predicted model, not a curated record. The transcript is spliced from 2 exons. Gene Ontology annotation, biological process: regulatory ncRNA-mediated heterochromatin formation. The coding region runs from base 1 to 3435 and encodes 1144 amino acids. Gene Ontology annotation, molecular function: helicase activity. Gene Ontology annotation, cellular component: nuclear RNA-directed RNA polymerase complex.